Molecule: messenger RNA, 789 nt
Organism: Bactrocera latifrons
Lineage: Eukaryota; Metazoa; Arthropoda; Insecta; Diptera; Tephritidae
Source: the annotation of a RefSeq genome assembly
AUGUCAACACACUCAAAUCACCCAUUCCAUCUAGUAGACUAUAGCCCCUGACCUCUAACAGGAGCAAUCGGAGCUAUAACCUCCGUUUCAGGUUUAGUAAAGUGAUUUCAUCAAUUUGAUAUUUCAUUAUUUGCUUUAGGGAAUAUUAUUACUAUCUUAACAGUAUAUCAAUGGUGACGAGACGUUUCUCGAGAAGGGACCUUCCAAGGGUUACACACCUUACCCGUAACAUUAGGGUUACGCUGAGGAAUAAUUUUAUUUAUUUUAUCAGAAAUUUUAUUCUUUGUAUCUUUCUUCUGAGCAUUUUUCCAUAGAAGUCUUUCUCCAGCUAUUGAACUCGGAGCCACAUGGCCCCCCGCAGGGAUCCAACCCUUCAACCCAUUCCAAAUUCCUCUAUUAAAUACAGCUAUUCUACUAUCCUCAGGAGUAACUGUAACAUGAGCCCAUCACAGAUUAAUAGAAGGCAACCACUCUCAAGCAACACAAGGAUUAUUCUUUACAGUCCUAUUAGGAAUUUAUUUUACUAUCUUACAAGCCUACGAAUAUAUUGAAGCACCAUUCACCAUCGCAGACUCAGUUUACGGAUCUACCUUUUUCAUAGCAACAGGAUUCCACGGAAUUCAUGUUCUAAUUGGAACAACAUUUCUCCUAGUAUGUUUAAUUCGCCAUUUAAAUAAUCACUUUUCUAAAAUCCACCAUUUUGGAUUUGAAGCAGCUGCAUGAUAUUGACACUUCGUAGACAUUGUCUGACUAUUCCUUUAUAUCUCAAUUUAUUGAUGAGGAGGAUAA